CUAUAAUUGUAACAAAAAUAUGGCUGGACGCGUGUGUCGAUAAAUAUAAAAAACAAUGUGAAAAACGUUGAAAAUCCGAGUUAUUUUACUAAAAUGUGGUUGGAGGCGGUAGCACUUCUAAUGCUGAGCAGUAUGUCAGCCAGCAUGCGUCGUGGUCCUCAUCACCCCCACGGACAGGGUAUACCGCUGACACACAGCCACUAUAGCCCGAGAGGAACAGAGAAGCUCACUCAAGAAUCUCAAUUAUUGCAUGAUACGAAGCACAUAGAAGAGGAUAUAAAAGUCUUGACACCUGAAUUGUUGGCCAAUAUGACCCCUGAGGAAUUGGAGUUCCAUUAUUUCUCCGCUCAUGACUUUGACAGGAACUCCAUGUUAGACGGCCUAGAGAUGUUAAAGGCUGUAUAUCAUACAAUGGACCAUGAGCACUCUGAAGCGGAAACUCCAAUAGAGCCUGAAGCAAACCAUAUUGAUGAUUACAUUGCCUUAGUGGAUAAAACAUUGGAGACAGAUGACACAGACGGAGACGGCUACGUUUCCUACGCGGAGUACCGCGCGGCGAGACUGAAUAAUCCUUCAGAGAGGACGCCUAGAGUUGUAGCUGCUGGCUCCAUAUAGCACAGGGCCGUGAUCCUAGUGAGGACCUAAGUACACUGGUAUCUGUCACAGGAAACUCCUUGUUGGCCUAAAGCGGCUGCCUGCUGAAUACCUCUGGAGACGUCUUCGUAUGGUUCCAAAUCAAUAUUGUUCCUGAAAACAUUUAUUCGUGUUAUUUUGUGAAGUAUUGUGCGUUGAUUAUUUAUAUUAAAUGACAAUAAACUUUUACUCU
This is a messenger RNA of Pieris brassicae (large cabbage white), 826 nucleotides long. Its product is annotated as multiple coagulation factor deficiency protein 2 homolog. The coding region runs from base 94 to 615 and encodes 173 amino acids. Gene Ontology annotation, molecular function: calcium ion binding. NCBI's taxonomy places the organism in Eukaryota, Metazoa, Arthropoda, Insecta, Lepidoptera, Pieridae. The transcript has 6 exons. The record is from RefSeq and is a predicted model, not a curated record.